Habropoda laboriosa is the source of this 1143-nucleotide messenger RNA. RefSeq lists its product as uncharacterized. Lineage: Eukaryota; Metazoa; Arthropoda; Insecta; Hymenoptera; Apidae. The record is from RefSeq and is a predicted model, not a curated record. Bases 1 to 1143 code for a protein of 380 amino acids. The transcript is spliced from 4 exons.
AUGCGAUUCAGCCUGCUACUUCUGUGUUGUCUCUUCUUCGUCUCCACUCUUGGGGAUCCCAUAAGAGUAAAGAAAGAAGCUCCAUUGAGCCCACCCCCAAGUCAAUAUGCACCACCAGCAGCCUCUUACGGAGUUCCGAACCUAGGAAGCUCUUACAGUGCACCGUCUGACUCCUACGGUGCUCCAUUACCAUCUUCUUCCCAUGGUGCACCUUCCUCUUCCUAUGGCGCGCCAUCUUCCUCCUACGGCGCUCCAUCAGCGCCUUCCUCAUCCUAUGGUGCCCCGUCAGGUCCUUCUUACGGAACUCCGAUUCAAUCUUACGGUCCUCCGUCUCAAUCCUACGGAGCACCGGCGCAACCUCAAGGAAGAUACGAGAAGAAACUAACCUGGAAGGCGGAAUGGAAACAGGUUUGGAAGACCGAACAGAAAUUGGCGUGGAAACAGGAAUGGAAGAAGGUUCAGGUACCUGUUUGGAAGGAGGUUCAGGUACCUGCUUGGAAGGAAGUGAAGGUACCGGUAUGGAAGAAGGUACAGAAGCCAAUAUGGAAGGAGAUCCAGGUGCCGGUUUGGAAGGAGGUUCAGGUACCAGCUUGGAAGAAGGUUUGGAAGCCUGUUUGGAAGGAGGUGCAGGUUCCGAUUUGGAAAGAAGUUCAAGUGCCGGAUUGGAAGAAAGUCUGGGUGCCGGAGUGGGUCAAGAUUGGAAUUCCUGGUGAACAAUUCGUCGGUAAGGAUCAUCACGGCUGGCAGUACACCAGCCACGACUUGUGGAAGAAGAAAUUGAUCUGGAAGCCGGUGUGGAAGAAGAUCUGGAGAAGCGAGAAGAAGCAGGUUUGGGUGAACGAGAAGAAGCUUGAAUGGAAGGCCGAGUGGAAACAGAUCUGGAAGACGGAGAAGAAGCAGGUUUGGGUACCGGACAAGAAGUUAGUAUGGAAAGAGGAGUCUGUUCAAGUGUGGGUGCCGGAGAAGAAGCAAGUUUGGGUCACGCAGAAAAAGCAGGUAUGGAAAGACGAAUGGAAGAGCAAGUGGGUGCCUGUCUGGAAGGAUGUGCAGGUACCCGCGUGGAAGAAGGUAUGGAAGCCCGUUUGGGAGAAAGUUUGGGUGCCCGCGGAGCCUCACCACGACGAGCAUCACGGUUACAAGUAA